AUGCAAAAAUACGACUUACAGCGGCUCAAAAAGAACGAGAGGUAUGUCUGCAAUAUUUUCGUAAACGGAAAAAGACUCAUUUUUCUGUAUUUUCAGGCUGCAUACUACGCAAACGAAGGUGUCGAGGAAGAAGCUGAAUUUUCUGAGUCUCAUGCUCCAGCUCUAAUCAAAAGCAGUGACGAAAUGAAUGCUGCAUUUCAACGUAUUCAAAGCGAAUUCAAGUUUGUUACGGAACAAUUGAAACCAGCAAAAACACGACUGGAAAAGGCUGAAAUACAGCGGGCCAAGGUCGAUAACUUGAUGAACCGAUUGUACUGUCGGACGCAGAACUCUAUUUUACGGACAAGAUACGGCUUCGUUAGAGUGGAGUACUAUAGAACCGAAGACAGGUGCGUCGUAAUAACACCGCUGCAUUGGGAAGCCACGAUAUUCGUCUCUAUCGAUGAAAUAUUAGCCUACGAGGCCAUCUACAGAGAAGAAGAAACGUUUGCCAUGGCAGGAGAAGACGAAUAUUCACGCGAGUUUUUACAGUUGGAGCACAGUAUGGAGACAUCAGAACGUAAAAAGAUGGAGGUCGAAGAUAAAAUAAUCCGUGGAAUUACGGUGUGGCGAGAGAAGAAAGAAAACGAAGAAGAAUUACUAGCAAAGGUGAUCUGCCACGAUGAAUUAGAGUCCCAAUUAGAGUACGAGUUGCACGGACGGAAGAAAACUCUCGAAUCAGCUCGAAAAGAAGCUGUAAUUCUUCACAAACGUGGUCGAUUUUACCCUUCUCGAGUUCGUAAACCGCUCUCCCAACGUCCAAGUCGUCUGGACGCCAAGCGCGUUACUCGAGCCAGUGAAAAGCGUUUAGCGAUGGCUAUGAUCGAACAGAAUUUACUCGCUAAAGAACGAAAAUUACGGGAUCAGAGCAUGCAAGAACGCAACUCUAUCAGUGUGGAAUCUCUAACUCAAGAAGUGUUCGGUGACAUUCUAGCAGAUACGAUAAAGGAUUUUAGCAAGGAGCAUAUUCAGCAAAGAAAACACGAAGCUUCUGAGCUGCUACGCUCUAAGGGAAGCGCUAUCAUAGCAACCGACCCAUACACUACUCUAAGUGGAUCAGUUACGGAACUCUUAGGAUUUGAUCGUCUGUGGGCUGCGAGGAAACAGAAGUAUUCGCUAUUAUAUUCCACGUGGAGAAAAGAGUACGCUAAACUCCAGUUAGUUCGACAAGAAAUGGUGCGACGUGAAGAGCUUCGUCUUCUAGCAGAACAAGAGCGACUACGACUGGAGACUCGACGCAAGGAAAUGUUAGCGGAAGAGCGUCGGUGUCGAAAGUUUUAUGUGGAAGAAAUAGUACUGUAUAUGCAGGAGAGGAAGGCGAUGGCGAAUGCAGAGAUGGAGAUGAAGGAAUAUCUUCGACAAGUGGAGCUCGAAGCCAUGAAGACGAAAUACUCUAAAAUGGUAGAAGACCGUAACCGAUUCAACGAUAAAGCAGCUCGUAGACGGGAGAUUAAACUCGGCAAGAACGAGCAACAUCGACUACACCGCGAGUGGAGACAGAUCAAAGUUGAGGACGAAUUAGCCAUGCAAAUCCGGGAAAAUGAACGAUCUCAAGCGCUAGCUGAAGCUUUAGAGCGACAAUUUGACAAAUAUCUGGCGGAUCAGAUGGCUCAAGGUAAAAUCUCGGCUGAAAUGGAGGCCAGUCGACUAGCCGAUCGACUGCGUGAAGCUCAACAAGUAGCAGCGGAGAAACAGCGAAAUUUCAAGAUGAAAAUGACGCAAGAACGGAUGAUCGCUAGUGUCGAGACGUUUUACGCAGUUUCACGUGCUGAAGUUGAGUGGAUGGAUGCGGUAGAGCGAGCUAAAUUCUGGAAGCAAAGAGCAAUUCUUUUAGAAGAGAAUCUAUCGAAAAUGGAGCCUGAACUCAAGCGAAUUAACGAGGAAAGACAACAUGUUGUGAAUGAUGCAAAAGCGAAACGGGAAUACGCGGAUAAGUGUAAAAAACGGAUUGAAGACGCGGAUUCUUCUCUUUCCAAGGCGAUUCAAGAGAAAGAAAACGCCAAGAUAAAAUAUGAACGCGUACACAAGCUGAAUGCUACUAUCGACUCUGAAGUACUACACGAUCGGGUGCAACGUUUUCGUACCAAGUAUUUACGAGAUCGACUUCAUACUCUAUAUUUCUCUAUGCUGACGGAUUCUAUUAUCCGCCGAGCGUUGGUGGAGUGCAGUGAGCGUGAAAUUGUUCGACUCGAGACGCGAAUUAAACAAUUAGAACAAGAGCGUAUCGUGAAGAGUAAAGAGGUGAGUGUACUGCAGAGAAAGCGACGACGAGGGUUGCGUAUGCGUCUUCGACGAGCCGAAUUAGGCAAGUUAAUGUUUGGACACUCUCAACGUCAACUACUGAAGGAAAUGUUCCAACGGUGGACUAAAAUUUGGUCCGAGCGGUCAAGAGUUCGCGCCUCGUUCAAGCUCAAGCACGAAAGUUUACUGCAAAAGCAGAAACUUACAACCACGACAAAUUAUCCGGUUUUGAAGAAACAAAGUCUUGUUCGUGAAGUUAACGUGAAUUUUUCGACAAAAAUCUCGAUAAUGCACGACCAUCAGCAACGGAAUUUACAAUGCCGCCUGUGUCGUCAGAAGUACUCGGAGGAACAAAACAAUCGCUACUCGUGUGUCUACCACCCCGGGACGUACGAGUUUGCCUGUGUUCGCUCUUGUGAGACCCGACAAAGUGGUUCUUCUGCGGUUCCAGCGUCUUGUAUGAUGCACCGAGCCAAGCGUUGGUUGUGCUGCGAUGAGACAGAGGAAGGAAGGUACGGGAGUUCAGGAUGUGCCAGACGCUUCCACUUACCAGAACGCAACAAUCCUGAGCUUGAGAAUCUUGUGGAGAAGAAGACAAGUCAAGAACAAACCAUCCUGGAUCAAAUUAAUCAACAAUUAUUGGAAUUACGAGAACGAAACGUAGUGGGCAAGAUGAAGUUCGCUACCAAGUCAGUCGUCUGCAAGAUGGAAAAAGAUCUCGCUAAACAACGAGCCACCGCUGCCAAGUUCCACAAACUUCGCUAG
This is a messenger RNA of Phytophthora nicotianae INRA-310, 3045 nucleotides long. RefSeq lists its product as hypothetical. The transcript has a single exon. NCBI's taxonomy places the organism in Eukaryota, Oomycota, Peronosporomycetes, Peronosporales, Peronosporaceae. The coding region runs from base 1 to 3045 and encodes 1014 amino acids. The record is from RefSeq and is a predicted model, not a curated record.